Messenger RNA from Raphanus sativus (radish), 708 nucleotides. RefSeq lists its product as uncharacterized. The transcript is spliced from 4 exons. The coding region runs from base 1 to 648 and encodes 215 amino acids. The record is from RefSeq and is a predicted model, not a curated record. NCBI's taxonomy places the organism in Eukaryota, Viridiplantae, Streptophyta, Magnoliopsida, Brassicales, Brassicaceae.
AUGUGGACGGGGUCAGACAUGGUUCGACGAUUCGGGAACGGGAUCAGCGGAUGGAUCAACCGUAUGAUGUACUCGGCCCUCGACAAUGGACAUCCGACUUUCACCGACUUCCCUCUCGAGAAGCAGCAUAUGUGGUUUCAACAGUUUGCGGCGGAAGAAAAUGAGGAUCAUCUCACCCUAAUAAAGACGGCGUAUACCAACAAGAAGACCGGCGAGAUUGAUGAUGGUGUUGUGAGGGAUGUGGUCACCCUCAUCGACAGUCAGAUGGAAGAGGAAGUGUCUCAGCUUCAAACCGAGGAUGAUGAUUCGACGGGAUCGACCGGCUUGCCUCGGGUUCGGAUCAACCAAAUCGUUGAAGCGUCGGUUCCAAAGAAGAAGGACCGUUUGUUCGGUUUGGCUCGUCGGUCCAACUCGGUUCCGUCUGCUUCUGCACCACCGUCCUUUGUUGAUCAAGAAGUCCUUCUGAGUCAGAUGAGGGACAAGGAUGCUCGCAUAUCUGCGUUGGAGUCCAUGGUGGCGAGUCAAGAGGCGGGCUGGGAGGCACAGAGGAAGCUGAACGAGCAAAUGAUGGCGAUGAUGAGGAGCAUGAACCCGAACGCCAACGUGGAGCUCCCGACCAUGCCAGACCCGAACGUCCAAAACCCGUAGUUUAAUUUCUUUCAAAAACUCGAAAUGUUUUAUUUUGAUUUGUAUGACUUUGAAAUUUAG